This is a messenger RNA of Trichobilharzia szidati, 3740 nucleotides long. The record is from the annotation of a GenBank genome assembly. NCBI's taxonomy places the organism in Eukaryota, Metazoa, Platyhelminthes, Trematoda, Strigeidida, Schistosomatidae.
AUUGGAAAAGUAGCUUCACAAUAUAAUGUGGCAGCUAACUGAGGAAGUAUUCAGUGACCUGAAUGAUAAAAAGGACCGUUCAUACGACUUGAGAAAAUAAGUUAACACUAGGGACAAAUAUAGGAUAUCACUCAAAAAGCAAUGAAUAUUCAACGUUCAAACAGGAGAAGAUAAAAUUUUCAAAUGUAGUAGCAAAUUACCACUUAAUAUUUUAAUACUGUUUCGAAAAAAUAGAAGUUUUCUUUAACAAAAUUAUACAGUAUCUAAGUAGAAAGCAGUUAUUCAAAUUUCCAUAAUUAACUCACACAUGGAAAAAAAAAUUGAAAAGGUUGUCUAAGUGGAAAUCGCUAUUAAGUUGCAAGAAAAAAAAUCUUCUCUAAAACUUUCUGUGUCAGUAUGAAAUAAACUUGAAAACGCAUAUUUAUGUAGUUAAAAAUAAACUUCAAUACUCUGAUGACAAUUGUGAAUUUAUUCAUUUUAUCGAUCCAUCCCAUACUGUUUAUAUACCCCGUGGUCGAUAGACCAUUGAAAGGGGAGAAAAGCUGGUUAACUUAAUUGUUUAUUCGAUGAUGGUUGUUUUUAAGAGAGUAUCAUAACUGCAGUGACAAAACAACAAUAAGUUGCUCUUGUCAAAAACUCGAUUUUCUUCUCUUCACGAUUGACCUUCAAUCCGACCAAUCAUUUACGGGAUGAAUCUGAUUGGUUGAUCGUAUUUAACCUGUCUAAUGCAAUUUGCGAUACGCUUAAAUUACAUUUUCAUGCAUUUCAUAAAUAAUUACAGACAAAUAUGUGGAACAUUUAACAUUCCUGAAUUAAACUAACUUUCUCAAUGCAUUAUUUGCCAAAUAUAGCGAUGAUGUCGUUGAUGUUAGCGAGUAUGACGUCGGUGACAGUGACUUUGAAAUUCAACAAAAAAAGUACUUUUUAUUCACAAUGUAUGCGCAUGAUUUAAAAGUUUUAAAGAAUAAUAAUUAAAUUAUUGGUAUUAAAUCAAAUGUGAAUGAUAUUGAGGAAUUAAAUAAGGAAGGAAGUAUUAUUUCAACUCAAGAAGAAUCAUAACUUUAUAUGCUUCAGUCAAGUAGUCUGGAAGUGUUCAACUCCUCAUCACUAUCAGCCGCCAAAAGCAGAUCAGCUGAAGGGGAUAAAAUUCACACUUAUGCUACAGAAAAAGAUUCUACUUUAUUGGAUCAACUAGUUACUAGUAGCAUUACUAGUAGUGGAUACUGGGAGGAUUGUGAUUCACUUGUUACCAGUGAAUAUGAUAUAUUUGGAGUGAAUUGGGCUAAUUCUCACCACAAUGAACGAAUAAAAAGUUUGAAAACAAAACACAGAUCGUUAACGGAGGGUGGAAUUCCGUUAUCUUUGGUCAGAACUCAAAGUUUUCAUUCAAGACAGGCAGAUGCUACCGGAAGAACAUCACCCUUUGGUGAUGAUUUCACUGCUGAACUUCAUCUAAGUUCAAAUGUCAAUACUGGCUGUAAUGAAUCACAACAUUCAAAUGUAUCUCACAACAGUAAUUCUGACAGUAUUCGAUUUUCAUUAGAAGAUAAUGAUGGUACAGAUUUACAAAAGAAUUCGCUAGACGAAUUUGAUUCAAUCACAUCAGAUUUACUAUUGUGCAAUAAGAGUUAUCCUUCUGCUCAAAAUAUUCACCCAGUCCCCAGAGUGUAUGAUGAAACACGAGACACAAGAAGAAAAAUCUACACCCAUUUUGAUGAAUGGGACGACAGUGAAGAGGAGGAAGUUUUUGAAAGAAAGGAACCUAGGACGAAAUUUGAGGCUGCUCUACGAAGAGCUGAGGAGGAAAGUAAAAGGCGACAGGCAUUGCUGGCAGAGAAAGAUUAUACGAUAGCAGGCAAAUUAAUGCCUGACUGGGGUUCACCUAUUCAAAUCAGAAAUAAUGCCAAUAUGGAUAGACUUAAUCAGUGUUCUGUUGCGUCAGAUAUGCCGUCAACUACCAAAAAUUCUCCCCGAGUGGGUAGAUCUGUUGAUCUAUGUAGCGAAGUUGAAGAAUGGCUACAGUCAAGACCUUCAUGGAUAGAUCGACGACAUCAGGAGAAUAAUCUAGCACUACAAAUUUGCUUUCUAAACUCUUCCGAACAAAACUUAUUCUCUUCAAUGGAAGCAAUAAUUUCUGAGCCUCAGGGGAAUACAAAAACAAUUCAGACUGAAACGGAUGCUGUCACUUUACCUAAUAAUACAACUUCUGUUGCUACAACAACAGUAACAACAGCUACUACUAAUUUCACAGUUAUUGAUGCUACUAGUACAAUGGAUUCCGAUAGUGAUGGUUUAAAGCAAAUUGUAAUGAACGGUGAUUUAUCGAAGUCGAAACACACAAACAAGGAGGAUAUAAUGAAUACAUCAACAACGGGCAGGUCAUCACUAUUCUUGGCCUUCGAAUCAUCUGUCAACUUAAUUUCCUUGUUAAACGAGAUCGAUAUGUAUUAUGAACGCCUGCUUGAUCAGUGUAAACAUGACUGUUACAACGCACGAUCUGUUGUCUAUCUACAAGAACUAAUACGAAAUCAUAAACGAUUUCAGUCAGAAACUCAAAUAGCUGUUGUUCAGGUCCCUAAAAUAUCUGCAAUGCAAGCAGAGGUCGAGAGAAUGAAGAUUCCGUCGCUUUCUCCGAAUGUGGCAAAACUGCUUCGAAUCGACUUGAAACGUUUCAGAAUGUGCAAAAAUGAAUUAAUUAAAUUUUCUGCUUCUCAACUGGAAGUUAUUAUGAAUGAUCUCCAUACAAGGAUAGAAGGCUUAAACGAUUCUCUCAUGUUGUUAUUAGUUGAAAGAGAUGAUCUUCACUUAGAACAAGGCGGCAAGAUGGUUGCCUUGGAGGAUAUAAAGUCGUGGAUCAAAGAAUUGAGUAUUCGUUCACUAAUUCCUCAAGUCAGGCGCCAAUUUUUCCUCAAUCUUCCAAGCAAUUUAUCAAACAGCGUUUAUAAUGACGGUCUUUUUCCAAAAUCCCCAACCCAUCACUCUCUCACAAAGAAACCACAAUGGAUGACAUCUUUAUUUGGUCGAGUAUCACAGCGGCAGACUCUGUCACUAUAAAGGGAAUUCACCUUCAACAGUCAAGAGGAAAAUUUUUAUAUCAAUUUUAGAUUCAAUUCAUUCUGAUGGUCCCUAAAAAUGCGUUUCCUUCAUUACCUUUAAUUCACCAUACACUAUACCUUGUCGUGCGUGACAUAACUAUGAGUCUGAUUUAAAAUUUUAUACAGGUGCCUACAGGAUGAGAAAAAAACAUUUUACAGAAAUAGCAGUAAUUGCGAAAGAAUCAAAUUUAUCAUUCGGAAAAUAUUACUCUUCUCAUCCUAUCUAUCUUCUGUUUAUGUACUCAGAUAUUCAUUGGGUUUUUUUUCUAUGGGAUUUGGAGACCUCAAUUAUAAAUUUUGUUCAUAAUUAAAAAUGUUUGCUGAUGAGUUAUUCCUUCCAACACUUAGAAAAAAAUAUUGUUCUAAUUAUGUUGUAUUUUAAAAAAAUGGAACUAUUUUCCACUUUGGGAGAAUAAAGGAUAAAGUAAAUUAUUUGAAUAAAAAGCCUUGAGAUUUUCCCAAUAUUAUUAUAACCGACUAGUCGGUAAAACAACACUUUUAACAUGUGGCUCAUAAUAUUAGGAUACAUACAUAAAAAAGAAUUCUUCAGGAUAAACAUAAAGUUAGCAAUCUCUGUUCUUCAACUACACGAGAGGGAGGAAUUAGUAAAAGAGAUAGAUUUACCCGAUAUCAUAUUAUAGUACA